UCCAUCCUUUCGGCUCUUUCUAUUGCCGAAGCUCACAAAGAAUCAUCACUACUAUUCAUUCUCCAGUUUCCAGUUUUUCAAGGCUUUCCAUCAGGUGUUCGGUUCGUUUCCGGCCUUGCAUUGAUAUACACAAGGGGUGCAGUACUUCUUUUGAGAUCGGACGUUUGGAGUGCUUUCUCACUCAUUCUCGGGUUCAAAUAUGGUUUCCAGGGAAAAGUGAAACAAAUUGUUGGGUCAACCCUUCGGGAUUUGAAGGAGGAUGGGUCAACUCUUGUGACCAAUUUUGAAUCGGACAAGACGGCGGCCGAGUAUGCGAAUUUAUACAAAGAAGAUGGACUUACUGGAGGUCAUGUAAUCAUGCUCGGAGCUGAUCCUUUGAGUAGAAGUGCGGCCAUUGAAGCAUUGCACACUUAUCCUGGCGGCUUGCAAGUUGGGGGCGGGAUCAAUUCUGACAAUUCUCUGAGUUACAUAGAGGAAGGAGCUAGUCAUGUCAUUGUCACAUCAUAUGUAUUCAACGAUGGACAAAUGGAUCUUGAAAGGCUUAAAGAUCUUGUUCAUGUUGUUGGAAAGCAGAGGCUUGUCUUGGACCUUAGCUGCAGAAUGAAGGAAGGUAAAUAUGCAAUUGUUACCGAUAGAUGGCAGAAGUUCACUGAUGUAUAUCUUGAUGAGAAAAUAUUGGAGUUUCUAGCCCACUAUGCAGAUGAGUUUCUGGUCCAUGGCGUUGAUGUUGAAGGGAAAAGGCUUGGAAUCGAUGAAAAACUUGUGACAUUGCUUGGGAAGUAUUCACCGAUUCCCGUGACUUAUGCUGGUGGUGUGAGGGUGAUGGCUGAUUUAGAAACGAUUAAAGUAGCCGGCGUGGGACGUGUGGAUGUUACCGUGGGCAGUGCUCUGGAUAUAUUUGGUGGCACCCUGGCAUACAAGGACGCCGUUGCAUGGCAUUUCCAGCAGGAGCCUUUGACAGUUUAGUUUAGUGUUUUUUCCCUGAGCAUCUUCUAUUGUUUUGUUUGUCUAAUUUUCACUUCCAUGUUCAUUUUUCACAUCUUCAAGAGCAAUGUAUGCCAAAAGAGAAUUCAGCUUUUAA
Molecule: messenger RNA, 1081 nt
Organism: Juglans microcarpa x Juglans regia
Lineage: Eukaryota; Viridiplantae; Streptophyta; Magnoliopsida; Fagales; Juglandaceae
Product: 1-(5-phosphoribosyl)-5-[(5-phosphoribosylamino)methylideneamino] imidazole-4-carboxamide isomerase, chloroplastic-like
Exons: 8
Coding region: 358-966 (202 amino acids)
Biological process (GO): L-histidine biosynthetic process; L-tryptophan biosynthetic process
Cellular component (GO): cytoplasm
Molecular function (GO): 1-(5-phosphoribosyl)-5-[(5-phosphoribosylamino)methylideneamino]imidazole-4-carboxamide isomerase activity
Source: RefSeq, a predicted model, not a curated record